Leptosia nina is the source of this 4134-nucleotide messenger RNA. Lineage: Eukaryota; Metazoa; Arthropoda; Insecta; Lepidoptera; Pieridae. The record is from the annotation of a GenBank genome assembly.
AUGUCUACUGAAAAUUGCUUGGUAAAAGCAAUAUAUUCAUUUAAAGGUAAAAAUAAUGAUGAACUAUGCUUCAAAAAAGGUGACAUUAUCACUGUCACUCAAAAAGAGGAAGGAGGUUGGUGGGAGGGAACUUUGGGGGAGACAACAGGAUGGUUUCCAAGCAACUAUGUUACAGAAUAUAAAGAUCAAUCAGGUUCAUUGACAACAUCUCCAAUACGGGCAGCGUCAGAAAUUCAGGCAUUCAGGAAUGUUGUGUUAAAAGAUAUAAUUGAUUCUGAAAAAGCCCAUGUUGCUGAAAUGCAAGGACUUGUCACUAAUUUUCUCCAACCGUUAGAACAAAGUGAUUUGUUGACAAAAGAUGAAUUUAAACAAUUGACUGGCAAUAUAUCAGAAGUAUUGCAAAUUCAUGAACAGUUCUUAGCACUUUUAGAAGACUGUGCUACAAAAACAGGACCCGAUCAAAGAGUAGGUGGGCUUUUUUUGCAAUGGGCACCCGACAUAAAGGCAGUGCAUCAAAUCUACUGCGCUGGCCAUCCCAGAGCUGUGUGUAUUCUUGAUAAAUACAAAGAGGAAUUGAACACUUGGAUGGAGAACAAUGGGGCAGUUUGUCCGGGAGUAUUAGUGCUUACUGCUGGUCUUUCGAAACCUUUCCGACGUCUGGGCAAAUACCCUGCUAUGUUGCAAGAACUAGCUAGACAUGUUCACGAAGCACAUCCUGAUAGAGGGGACACACAUAGAGCUUCCGUUGUUUAUAAAGAUAUUGCUAGUGGGUGUGCUGCUUUAAGGCGUCAGAAAGAAUUGGAGUUACAAGUUGUAACUGGUGAGGUGCGAGGUUGGCCCGGUGGUGAACUUGCUUCCUUAGGAGAUGUACUUCACAUGGGCAGUGUUGCUGUUGGGCCAUCGCAUCAAGAUAGAUAUUUAGUACUUUUUCCUUCUGCCCUACUUCUGCUGUCAGUUAGCAAAAGGGUGUCUGCAUUUGUAUAUGAGGGUUGUCUUCCAUUAACUGGUAUUUCAGUAUGUAAAUUAGAUGACACUGAAUCAAGGAAAAACGCAUUUGAAAUAAGUGGUCCGAUGAUAGACACAAUUGUAGCCGUUUGCCAAACGAAGGCCGAAGCCGACAAUUGGGUCAGUCUAUUACAAAAACACUCUAAUAUCAACAGUCCUACACAUGAAGGGAACCAACCACAAUCCUUGCCACAUCUGGCCCGCUCCCCCUCAGAAGGGGCGUUGUCUAGCAUCAACAGUAGCCGCCGCAGUCUGUAUCAUGUGACAUUACCGCCCCCUAGUUAUCCGUCUGCGUCUCCAUAUUAUUCGCUCACUAAAUACUUUGCUAAAUUAGUGAGGAAAAAAGUUAUCACACGUCAAAUGUUGCGUAAACUCUUGCACGAAAGAACUUGGGCAAAAGCGUUUGAGUUUUCGGGUAUACCAGUGAAACGAAGACAUAGAAAUCACAUCAAGUUAAAAAUUGCUACUGACGGAACCGUGGGGACGGAAACUGAGGGUUCUGAUUCAGAUGAGAGUGACUGCGAAACUGAUGUCACGGAAAAUAUCACAAAUUCCGCUAGUACUGACGCAGAAGCCAACAGUUCCAAAAUAUUGCGACAAAAUGCUAUAGACAGUAUAGGGCCGCGAACUAUCUCAUCCUCUUGUAGCAGUUGGGAUAGUAAUUUUGGUUACGUCAAGUACUUUGAUACAUCAACUGAUAUGCAGUUUAAUUUACCGCACUUAGACAUUAAAGGAGAUUGUACUAAACACAUAUUUGACUCUAAUAGAAAUUUAUUUGAUAUAGAACAUGAUAUUAAGAGCUUACAAAGGUCAUCGCGUAUUAAUAACCUGAAUAUAAAGCAACAUUCCGACAGUGCCGACAAUUCUAGUUUCGAAGCAAGGAAUUGCAUGGCAUGUGAGGACUUAGUUAAUAUGGAUCAAAACACUCAGUUUGAUAUCCUGGGCCAGGACGAUACUGAUGAUUUUAUACCGACACGACGCAGCUUUCCUAAUUACACCCUCAAGAAUGAGAACAUACCGAAACUUUGGAAAUCCACAGAGGAAAAUUAUUGUAGAGUAGAACUCGAUUAUGAUUCUAUUAUGUCAGACCUAAUCAAGGUCUUAGAUCCACCCUCACCUAAAUGUAGCCGCGAUUAUCAAGUUGAUUCGAUCAUUAUUGAUCCGCCACCCAUGUUCCGAAACGAAGAAGACGACGUCAAAAUUAUCAACGUCAGUCUGAACGCUGAUAUUCCCUUCCGAAAGCAUUCGAUCAAUUCUGAUAAAAAACUCAGAAGAUCCAUAUCGAGAUCUAUGGUUGAAAUUGAAAAGAAAAGCAACGAAGCACAUUUGCAACGAAUAAGUUCACAAUCUGAAAGUCAAAAGAGUCGGAAAAAAUGCGAAUGUUGCAACCGAUCGUUCUGUCCUAGUCCUAGAUCAUCAGAUUCCGGAGUCGCUGGAAGCUGCAAUCUGGCAUCUCCCGAGUUAAAUAUGCACGAGUAUAGCGGCUCUAGUAACACGGGCAAUGAGUCUGAUUGUCAGGAGAAACAAUCCGUCGGAUCUAUGAAAAACUUUUCCCAAAACGUCCUAGAUAACCGAAAAUUAUCGUUAUCCGACAUAGAAGCAGCCACUUUUGAAGAUCAAUGUAGAUGCACUUCGCCAUUCGGUUCUACUGCUAGGACCUCCUGUGUCACUAGUGUCACGUCUGAAAAUAGCCUCGAUGUCAAAGAUAUAUCUAAUACGAUCGUUUCACCUACCUUCGUCGCGAGUCCCCCAUUACCUUCUCCAAACAUAAAACGCACCUCGAUUAGGAGGAAUAUAGAGCGGUAUAUUCCAGAAAUACAAUUGAAACCGGAAGUGCCUCCUCGUAUUUAUCGUAAACCGAGCACCCACUUGGAGGUUCCAAAGAACGUUAGACAACAAUUUCCAUGCCAGUGGAGUACUCUAAAUAUAACCGAGCGUAGCAAACCCAGUUUGCACUACCACAUGCGAAUAUAUAGAGAAAAUUCGAAUGAAAACGGAAGGCCAUCACGAAAAGACAUUUAUCGUAACCGCGAUGCUUUCGCUAAAGAUAAAAGAGAUUCAUCGUUAGAUGUGUCAACAAACAUACAAAAAAUGCGAUCUCGAAGUGAAGAUCUAUUAAAAAAGAAGGACGCACCUGGGGCUGACUCAGGAUUCGUGGUGUAUCGUUCAGAUCUAUACGCUCAUUGGUGGAUGAAAGCCAAAUUACCCAUUACCGUGAUGGCCAUGAGCGACAGCAGUAAUGAUUUAUCAUCCGGUCUUACAAACCAUAAAAGAUCACAUUCAUUUAACAAUCAUCAAAGCUAUACGCAGCACACACAACAGACAACGAAGAGCAAACAAAAAAAUCAAUCGGCGCGAUGGCUACUUAACUCGUGCGACUCGCUUGAUCAAUCACCCGCUAAAUCUAAAGUGCCUAUCGGAAAGAAAUUCUCCUCCGUGGACUUCAUAGAUACGACUGGAUCUAGUUACAGCAGUAAAGGUUGGAGUGUAACGUGUUUACGUCCUGCGCCUCCACUGCGUCCUCAAUCGUUCACAGUGGGCUCCGAUGAGAACAUUGGCCCUACCCAUCCCUACGCGCCACACCAGAGGAAGUCAAACUCCUACGAAGAAGACGCGCUCAUUCUCAAGGUCAUCGAGGCCUAUUGCACUUCCGCUCGUUGUAGAAACGCUGUCAGCUCCGUGGACUGCGGCCACUUUCCUCUCGGUAAAGUACAGUAUCACGCACACGCCACUAACAAACCUCAUAACUAUUAUACUAAAUAUCCCGUCGGUGCGAGGAGCGAAACGCCGGAAUACGCCGGCUGCUCUAAGGUGUCGAAAGUAAAGCGCAACAAGAGCUCCUCGGCGGCCGAUACUUAUUUGUAUCGAGCGCCCGAGACGAGGAGAUUGCUCGCCGAGCGGAAGUUCCAGUUGAACCGGUCGAAUCCCAAUCUGUGGGAUUGUUCCGAGGACCGGAACAGGCUGAGGCAUGGCCACGAACGGCGCAGCGGGUCCCACCCGAGCCUGGCUCCGCCGUUGCGCGCCUCCGUCGUACCCGCACCGCUGCCCACCUCGCGCUCGGCUCGUUCCUCCACUUGGUGCUGCGGCACGUUCGUCAAGCAACUCACUAAAUCGCACCACUUCGACUGA